Messenger RNA from Neospora caninum, 1812 nucleotides. RefSeq lists its product as hypothetical. The coding region runs from base 1 to 1812 and encodes 603 amino acids. The record is from RefSeq and is a predicted model, not a curated record. NCBI's taxonomy places the organism in Eukaryota, Apicomplexa, Conoidasida, Eucoccidiorida, Sarcocystidae. The transcript has a single exon.
AUGGAUGUAGCCGGUGAGGGGUUCGUUCCCCAUUUGGAGAGCGCCCAAGGACACUCCACGACUGAGUUGGCCGAACCAUCGGCCCCGUCUGAGUCAUCAGCAACGUCGCCAUUACCACCGAACUCGUCGAUGAGCUUUGGUGACCAGGAAACGGUCACGGCGGCGCCUAACGAUGAGUUUGACUCGGUAAGAGCAGAGAACGUGGGCCCAGUUGACGUUAACGAAAACCAGAUGUCCGGAGAUGUCUCCCAAGAAGUGCUUCCCGCGGAACCCCAGCAGGCAAAGGAUGACGCAAACCCCUCGGUUAAAGUCUUACCUGAGGAAGCACUGAAUAGUGAAAAGGAAAACGAACGCUUGCAAGUAGAUCCGGAAGGCAAUGGCGUCCUCGAUUCUCGACUUGACGAUGCUGCUCAGACCGACAGCGAGGGGGAUCGGGAAGUGGACAGUCCUGCUUUAAUCGAAAUCGGAGACGACAAAGACCGUGACGGUGCUCCAGGUGAGGGCGGAGAUAGACUGCCGAGCACAACAGAGAACAGCCGGAAGGAGGUGGACCCGCUGAAGGAAAACUCCGCCGCGUUUGAGGAAGAAGAGAAGACACAGAAGCAACUUGACACAGAAAAGGAAGCCGACCAAGCCGAGGUGUCUCCUGCAAAUCCAGAAGCAAGUCCCAGCAUGACGCCUCCCGCUGCUGAACCAAGUACCGCUGAGACUGGGGGAACGCCCGAAACUGCCGAGACGCACGAAAAAAUGGUAAACGGCCGUGCGCCUUCCUCGAGCGGUGACUCGGACACCCCAGUACCAGAGCCCGCAGAAGAGUCUGAGAAGGCGUACGAGCCGGGAGUGGUUUCUGUAAAUGCGUAUCCCUCAAGCGUCUCUGGAGCGGCCUCAGACGGUGACCUGAACAGGGACCAGCACGGCACCGUCGUUUCUUCCUCAGAGCUCCCACAGUCGUCCACAAGUUUCGAGGAUGCCGAUUUGGACGGAGAAGUGCCAACGAGUAGACAUGCGGGUGAGGGGAUUGCAGCCGUUCCGUCUUUCACUGACGGCCACAGCCACACUCCGCAUUCGUCAGAUACGGCCAGUGGGCUGCUGGAACCCAUUCCGCUGUCCCACCAGGACAUGGAGGUGGUGAAUGAGGUUCGCGAGUCGCACCAGCUGGCCCACAUCGUCGAUGACGCUGAGCGUGGCAUCCUUGCGGACCAUCAGCUGCAAAAUGGGUCCACCGCCUUGCUCGGUGUCCUUCCAGAAGCGGGCGCCUCUCACGAGCCCGUUCAUCAUGGUGAGCACUCGUUUGCUCUUGAGGGAUCGGUCUUCGCAGAGCGUCCGGAGACCCAUGGCGUGCCUCACACAGGCCCGCUCGAGUACUCCCACGGCAUGAUCCCAACGAGUACGGCUCAUGAGGUGCCUGUUGGAGUUAUCGUGCAUGGUGGAGUGACAUCGGCACCAGGGCCCGCGCAGACGCAUCUGCUGCCUCCUAUGGCCGCAGCGAUGCAUGCGAUCCAAUCGCCCUUCCUAUCGCACGAGACGAACACGGCAUACAGCGCACCCAUGCAUGCCAAGUCCGCGGCGGGAAAAUAUGUUACGGUCCCAGCGGCUCCCACGACCCUAGUGAAGAGUGACGAGGUAGUGGCGUCAAGCCGAGGAGGGAAGAAAAAGGGAGGCAAAAACAAGAAAAAUUCUUCUGCCGUUGUGUACGAAGCCAGUCCCGGUCCGUUGAUUCCUGAACAAAAGACAACCAUGUAUGUUGCAGAACCGACCUACCUAGAGGUGCAAGAAAAGCCCAAGAAACGGAGUAGAAGGGUACCUAUGUAA